Molecule: messenger RNA, 868 nt
Organism: Aspergillus novofumigatus IBT 16806
Lineage: Eukaryota; Fungi; Ascomycota; Eurotiomycetes; Eurotiales; Aspergillaceae
Exons: 3
Coding region: 270-806 (178 amino acids)
Source: RefSeq, a predicted model, not a curated record
CCAGCAUUGGCUACUUAUUGUUAUGCCUCAGGAUUCAUCUUAUUGUUCCAGGAUCAUUCUUUUGCUACAGCCUCGACUAGCUUGAAUUGUCUUGACACUCAUUUCAGAGCCGCAUCUAAUUCAAUUACGUCACAUUACAAGCAUCUAUCCUUGGGCCAAAAAGUAGUCAACAAGCAUCACAGUUUCUCCUCAGCUUCUGGCAGCACAUCGGCCUUGCUAGGUGCUUUCUCAAUCAACCUAAGACCUGUUCCUGCAGAUCGCCCGCCAGGAUGGGCACAACCUCCGUCAGACGCAAUCUCUUCCACCAUAACCUCAGCAGACGUCCGGUCUCUGCUACGCCUGGGUCGAUGCCAAGCGGCAGAAGCAAUGGGAUUUCGGGCCCUCCCUCUCACAUGCUACAGCCCUCUUCCGAGUCAAUGGGCCCCUCUGUGACUUCUGGUUCCUUGGACAACGGAGAUAUCGUGGUCAGGGACAAGAACGGUGGUUACAAGCUUGACAUUCCUGUCCUCCCGCCUGCCAUUACCAGUGAAAAUGGCGACGGGAUGGACGGUUUGGAUGAGGGUGGAUCUAGCGGGGGAGCAGGAGCUACGGCUGUCGAUUCAACUAGCCAAACUGAGAUCAGCGGGCGAGAAAAAGAAAAGAUCGAGGCAAGUCUAGCAGAAUUGAUGUAUCGAAACCGAAACAGACAAAUGAGCAACGAACCAGCCGAGAUCCUCAAUCUCAUCCAUCAAAGUCUCCGAAGUAGAGUAGCAGCGCUCGAGGAAGACAAUUGGAUGUAUGAACCAGAAGUAGAUCCACGUGCCUAAAGUCAGCUUACAGCAUCCGGGUCAAGCCAAGUACCACUGGAUAAUCACGCUUUAAUUAUCUA